Messenger RNA from Rosa rugosa (rugosa rose), 1520 nucleotides. RefSeq names its product bZIP transcription factor 11-like. Gene Ontology annotation, molecular function: transcription cis-regulatory region binding; DNA-binding transcription factor activity. The coding region runs from base 590 to 1084 and encodes 164 amino acids. Gene Ontology annotation, cellular component: nucleus. Gene Ontology annotation, biological process: positive regulation of DNA-templated transcription. The record is from RefSeq and is a predicted model, not a curated record. The transcript has a single exon. Lineage: Eukaryota; Viridiplantae; Streptophyta; Magnoliopsida; Rosales; Rosaceae.
UCCUCACCAUCAUCAACCUCUUCCUCUUCUCCUCCCCCUCUCUAGCUUUCAGAUCUUAGCCUUCCUCCUCCUCCUUUCUUCUGAGGGCUGAAGCUCUGCUGGUUUAGGGUUCUGUGCUCUGAGUUCUGUGGGUUUGUUCUUACAAUUUCUGGGUUUUUGUUCUUGAAUCUUGUGUUUUGUGUUCUGUACCUAGAACCCACAUAGGUUCAAUCAAUUUAGUUUUGUGUUUCUGAGGUUUCGAAAAAAAACAAAAAAAAACCUGGAAAAUUAAUCUUGAUGCUGACUAUUUUAUCCUUGAUGUUUGAGAUUCAUGUCUCCGGUGCUCAGUGAAAUCCUCCGUUCGGGGUUUAUGGUAGAUUCCGCCCUCAGGCGCAGGACCCAUUUAGUUCAAUCCUUCUCCGUCGUCUUCCUUUACUGGUUCUAUGUGUUUUCAUAAGUCAGCUUCCAACACAGCUUCGUAAUACUAUUAUAUUACCUAAUAAAUACUAGUAAUAUUGGAAUAAUCGGGUCCUGCGUCUUUUUAAAUCUAUAAGUCGAUCUUCUAAUUCUGUUUGAUAUCAUCGAUCUUUUUCCGGGUGUCAUCAUAUAUAUGGCAUCUUCGAGUGGAAACUCGUCCGGCUCUCAGCUUCUUCAGAAUUCCGGGUCCGAAGGGGACCUUCAGCAUGUGAUGGAUCAGCGAAAGAGGAAGAGAAUGCAGUCCAACCGGGAAUCGGCGCGGCGGUCGCGGAUGCGAAAACAGCAGCACUUGGAUGAGCUGACGGCUCAGGUGACCCAGCUGAGGAAGGAAAACGGUCAAAUCCUGACCAGCAUAAACAUCACCACCCAGCACUACAUGAACGUGGAGGCCGAGAAUUCGGUUCUCAGGGCCCAGAUGGCGGAGCUCAGCCAGAGACUGGAGUCUCUGACCGAGAUCCUCAACUAUAUCAACGGCAACAAUAAUAAUGGGGUGUUUGAAACCGAACCGGGCCAGCUGCUUCAGACCGGCUCCACCGCUGCUGAUCAUAAUAGCUUCAUGAACCCUUGGAAUAAUUCGCUCUAUUCAAACCAGCCCAUCAUGGCAGCUGCAGACAUGCUUCAGUACUAAAAACUGUUCAUGAUCAUGAUCAUCACCACCAUGCCCCCCCCCCCCCCCCCCAGAGGUCUGUGAUUGGUCUAUUCCUUGUUUGUCUUGCAUUAGGGUCUCAAUGAGUGGGAGAGGAAAGAACAGGGUGUUCUUUUAUUUUGGUUGCUGCCAAUCUGCCAUAUAUAAGAUUAUGUGUAAUAUAGAGAGAGAUUAUAUAAUGUAAGGUUAGAUUUAUGUAUCAGGCGGCAAGUGAUUGGGUGAAGCAAAAAAUGACUCUGAUGAUGGCCUGAUGCUAAAUUGGAAAGGUAGCUAGUUAGCAAUGCAGAGGGACCCAGAAAAGGGAGUUCUUGAUUUGUAAAAUGGAAUUUGGGUCAUUAAUCAAUUAUUAGUAUUAGUAUUUGUGUGAAGGGAUUUUAUGUAAUAUUUUAUAUAUUUAAAUUUCUUCGUCUUCAUUUGA